CAAAAAGUACAAAAUUCAAAAUUGAAGGCCCAAAACAGUUCGUGGACUGUGUACAAAAACCCGCCCUUGAGCACACCGUCCGCUGACCACCGGUUCACCAAGGCACCCCGGGCACCCAGAACACCAUAAGCCCUUGCUCGUCUGGCCUCUUCUGCCUCAAUGCUUCGAUUUGCAACAUUAUUCCAGGUUUGAACCCUUGAAUUUUCUUCACCCUUUUCUUGGUAAAAAGUGCAAAACACAACAUAUCUUUUUUUAAUUCUUUGGAAGAAAAAGAUGAUCAAAGCUGGAGAAGUAAAAAAGGAAGGUUGAUGCCCUGAAACCCAAGUUUGGAAUUGGAACAAGAAAGAGUUUUUUGAUCAGUGGAAGUAAUUUGGGAAUGCUAGAGAAAAAACCCAAUUUUUUUUUUUUUUGUUGAAUUAUAUCAGGGGAAAUGCUGAUAGAGACUUCAAUUUCUAGUUCAAUUGAAGCCGGCUUAUUUUAUGUAUAUGAACAUGGGAAACAAGAUUCUUUAUGUGAUUGGAUGCUUGGUAAUGAAACUUGGCUGAUGUCUCCUAAAUGUGAUGACCCAUCUCAGAGUGGAUGUAAUGAGGCUGAGCGAUCCUGCCUUCCUUUACCAAGAACUGGUUCUCAACGGUCGUCUGUGAGUGUUAUGUCUGAAAGUCCUGUGCCUACUUUUGUUUACAAUAGGAGGAAGAAACGGAGGGGCAGCAGCAGAAGUGCUAGCUCUGCUGUUGCCAACUUUUGUGCGGAGGCCCCUUUCAAUUCAAAGAGAAGUGGGGAUUGUCUUUCUGUUGUCAGUUCUGAUGCACUUUCAGCCGCGGUCGUGGAGCGAGAUAGGGUUUCUCAAGUUGAACAUGAAAAUGUAGCUAUUCAAGAUCCUGUGACGCAUCUUGGAUGCAGUAGAGAGCCACAUAUUUUAAAGUAUGCAUUUGCUAAUGGAUGUUCUGGUGUGGACGACCACAGUUCUGAUAAUGUACAUAAAACUGUUAUGCCAAAAAUCAUAGAUGUUGACAGUAUAAAUGAUAGUUGCUCAUCAUCGAAGUCAAAUAUGGAACUUGCAUUAGCUUCUAUGAAAGGUGAGAUGGAAGAAAAUGGUGAGUGCUCCUCCUCUAGUGUAAUAGCUGCUGAAGUUGUGAGGGAAGAUCUAUCUGAAAAAGAUUUGUGCCUCCCUAUACUUCAGAACCCGGGGAAUGUUGAAGAAGUUGGAUGUUCUUGGUCUCAUGUUAAUGAGGAAAUUGGGACUAGUGUUGCUAGUAGUUGUUCUAGGGUAUGCAAAAUUUGUGGUCGUUUGGAAACUGCACAAAAGUUGCUAAUUUGUGAUAAUUGUGAAGAAGCAUUUCAUAUACGUUGCUGCAAUCCCAGGAUAAAGAAACUACCAGUUGAUGAGUGGUAUUGUGUUUCGUGUAUGAAAAAGAAGCGAAUAAUGCUCAAGGAGACAACUGCAAGAAACUCUUCAAGUAUCACUGGUGGAAUUGGCAGAUGCCGAGAUGUAUCAUCUAAAGUGGAACCCAGUCCAAUAGAAUUAAUGUUGAGAGAGGCUGAGCCUUAUAGAACUAGCGUUCGAAUUGGCAAGGGUUUUCAAGCAGAAGUUCCUGACUGGUCUGGCCCAAUUGAUAAUGAUGUUGAUACCAUUGGUGAACCACUAGAAUUGGAUCCUUCAGAAUUUACUAAUUUCCAUGAAUUGAAUUGCAACAAGUCAUCUAAAUUAAGUUCAAUAGGGAACUGGCUUCAAUGUAGAGAGUUCAUAGAAGGUGUAGGAGGCAGUAAUGGAACCAUUUGUGGAAAGUGGCGCAGGGCUCCUCUUUUUGAAGUCCAAACUGAUGACUGGGAAUGCUUCUGCUCUGUACAAUGGGAUCCAUCCCAUGCUGAUUGUUCUGUACCUCAGGAGCUGGAAACAGAUCAAGUUUUGAAGCAGCUCAAGUUUAUUGAGAAGAGAUGGAAAAGUAAAAAGAAACUCCUGCAACAAGUUGGAUUGCAUUCUCCGCAUUAGGUUCAGAGAUAUCCAAAGGCUCUGUAUUUUAUUAUUUAUUUAUGGUGUUUUCUGAGAAACGAGGUUUCUAGUGACUGGACAGGUAAAACAAAACUCAGGAUGGGAUAAAAAGUGAUUUUAUUAUACCAAUUUUCUUCAAGAGCUGUUAUAUAAUUGAUUAUCUACGUGGUUUGGAUUUGCCUUUAGCCUCGAAUCAAAUCACUCUUGUUCUUGCAUAGAACAUUCUGUGGAUUCAUGAUAGUUCUCCGAACCCUGUGGUCUUGUAUUUGUUUUAGUUCUUUGGAGGUUUGUUAACA
Molecule: messenger RNA, 2286 nt
Organism: Durio zibethinus
Lineage: Eukaryota; Viridiplantae; Streptophyta; Magnoliopsida; Malvales; Malvaceae
Biological process (GO): regulation of DNA-templated transcription; chromatin remodeling; positive regulation of DNA replication
Cellular component (GO): CHRAC; nuclear chromosome
Molecular function (GO): DNA binding; zinc ion binding
Source: RefSeq, a predicted model, not a curated record